AUGGCUAGUAGUUCGGCAUCAAAAAGUACUCCGUGUGAUUCCCGGACAUCCAUCGAGGCCGAGAAUGAUUCCCAAGUAUUUAAAAGAAAGUCGGAUGACAUAGGUUGGAACUAUGGUGUUCUAGCCGAUCCAUAUAACAAAGAUAGAGUGAAAUGCGUGUUAUGUAGUAAAGUUAUGUCGGGUGGUAUACGUAGAUUGAAAGAGCAUAUUGGUCAAAUUUUCGGGAAUGUUGUUUCAUGUAAAAAAGCAACAAAAGAAGAUCAAGCUAAAUGUAGAAAUGCCAUCAAUGAGUCCAAAGCCAAGAAGAUGAAGACAAAAGAAGUUCAAGAAGAGUUGCUAUCUUCGGUUAACAUUAAAGGGUUGAAUGUUGAGUCCUCUCAACAAUGCGAAAAAGCAAAAGAAUCUCACUCUCUUGGCCCAAUGGAUAGAUUUGCUACAACAAUCAACCCGGAAGCAUCAUUGAACGUGGCAAAGACGAUGCGGGAACAAAACAUUAAUGAUGCUAUUUGGAAAGAACGAUCCAACUUGGUGAAAGAUUAUUUCGUCGAUUGGGCUUAUGAAGCGGGCAUAUCAUUCAAUGCAAUUGAGCUUGAUAGCUUUCGGCUCUUUAGUGAAGCGCUCGGUCAAUUUGGGCCGAGGUGGAAGCCUCCUAGUUCGUACGAGAUGAGAGAGCCAUUGUUGAAGAAAGCGGUUGAGAGAACAAAACUCAAGGUGAAGCCUCAUGAAGAUGAAUGGAAGAAGAGUGGUUGCUCGAUUAUGACGGAUGCUUGGAGUGAUAGAAAGAGAAGAAGCAUCAUGAAUUUGUGUGUGAAUUCUAAAAUUGGAACGAUAUUUCUAUCUUCCAAGGAAUCUUCCGAUAUAUCUCACACAAGUGAAAUGAUUUUUGAGUAUAUGGAUCAAUGCAUUGAGCAACUUGGGCCUGAGAAUGUUGUUCAAGUUGUGACGGACAAUGCUUCAAAUAAUAUGGGAGCGGCGAAGUUAUUGCGCAUAAAGAGGCCAACUAUCUUUUGGACUUCAUGUGCCGCACAUACCCUCAAUCUUAUCUUGGAGGGCAUUGCAAAACUACCCCGGUUCACCAAAACCAUUGAACAAGCAAAGGCAUUAACUAUAUUCAUUUAUGCACAUCAUAAGACCUUAUCCAUGAUGAGGUCUUACACUAAAAGGAGGGACAUAGUAAGACCCGGAGUCACACGAUUCGCCUCUUCAUUUCUUAGCUUGCAAAGCUUGAUGGAAAAAAAGGCACAAUUAAGGGCAAUGUUUACUAGCUCCGAAUGGGAUGAGUGCAAAUGGUCCAAGACGGUCAAGGGGAAAGCAAGUUACAACACCGUGAUGUCUAUUAGUUUUUGGAAUGGUGUGACUUCUUUCUUGACUAUUUUUGCUCCUUUGGUUAAGGUGCUUCGCAUUGCGGAUGCCGAUAAGAAGCCGUCGAUGAGAUUUUUGUAUAGGGAGCUUAUGCAUGCCAAAGAGGAUAUAAAAAGUGUCUUGAACAAUCUUGCCAAGAACUAUGAUCUCAUCUUAGAAAUCAUUGACACGAAGAUGAUGGGUAGAUUGGACACCCCGUUGCACUUGAUGGCAUAUCUACUAAAUCCUUAUUAUCAUUAUAAGGACCCGAAUCUCGUAUUAGAUCAAGUUGUUUCGGAUGGAGUUUUUGAUUGUCUUGAUGUCAUUUGUCAUGAUAACUUUGAUUUGAUGGAUAAAAUCAUAAACGUUGAGUUGCCCAUUUAUAAGACAAAAGGAGGAGCCUUUGGGAAGCCAAUUGCCGCAAAAGGUUGUGAAGUAAACGACGAGAAGUUUGAUCCGGUUUAUGUCCAAUUCAAUUCUCGUUUAUUGAACAAGCGCAAAUGGAGGAAAGAAAAGGAUGUGUUACUUGCUAGUGAGGCAAGUAAAGCUCAAGAGUGGAUUAUUCCGGGAUUAGUAGACGAGGAAGAUGAGGACGUUAAUGGACUUGAAGUUGAGGAUGGCACAUCAAGAGUGAGAGAGCUUGAGGAAGAAGAUUUUGAAUCCGAGGAGGAGGAACAAGUUAAUGAGAAUGACAUCGACUUUGAGUCGGAUGAAGAGCGUGUAUUGGAGAAUUAUGGAGAAGAAGAAGAAGAUCCUCUUGUGCUUGGCCAUAUUUCUUAG
Messenger RNA from Striga hermonthica, 2121 nucleotides. The record is from the annotation of a GenBank genome assembly. Lineage: Eukaryota; Viridiplantae; Streptophyta; Magnoliopsida; Lamiales; Orobanchaceae.